AUAAUGUCGCCACAAUAUUUUCAGGAAUUUAAACAAAUAAUUGCUGGGAUUAUAAUUUGGCUCAUCGUAUCUCCUUUUGUGGCGUUAACUGUAAUAUUUUUAUCCUGCUGGAAAAGUUUCGUAUUUCUCUACAUAAAACUCAAAUACAAAGGUGAGACAAGUUUGUUUGACCAGAUGACCUUUACGGACGCCACGUUUGUCGCAAAUGGCAAUGACUUUGUUUGCAUGAUAGCCUAUGCAUUCGUCAGUGAUGAGAAGAUCAACCUGGUCAAACUUCGGGCUCACUUUGAAGAUACGUUCAUUAAGCAUGGGAAAAGUUCUCAGUUUCCCAUCUUCCACUCCACGUUUGCUACCGUGCUAGGCUACAGCUUCAGAACGCGUGUCCCACUUGACCUGAAUCGUCACAUUCGGGAGGAAGAAUUCGAUGAGGGCGCUGCAGCAGAAACUGAAAACGAAGCGCUUAGUCGGGUCGCACAUGAGAAGUCCAAUUUACAAGGCCAAGUUCCAAAAUGGGAAAUUGUCCUGCUUCAUUACACUCAGAAGGGGAGGAGCACCAUGAUUUUAAAAAUGAGCCAUGGCUUCGUCGACGCUUAUUCUGUUCGAACUCUUGUCGGCAUCCUUACAAACAACAAAGCCACGUACCGGGUUCCAGACGCGGCAAAGCCACGUGGACUAUUGUACAAGGCAAAAAUUUUCGCCAAACUCCCCGUCCUUAUUUUAAAUUAUGUACGGCACAUUAAAACUUUAAACCUACACGUUCAUCCAUAUCGCCCCAUCGGGGAUAAACGAUCCGAUCUACUGAAACCUGUCUGGUCUAAAACCACGUUAGACUUUAGAAAACUGAGACAAAUAUGGAAACAGACCGAGUACAGGAUUUCUGCAAUUUUUAUGUCCUUCCAUGCGAGCACGAUUAGGAAGACGUUCGUCAAAUUGGGCAAAUGGGAUGCCGUCUGUGUUCGAAGUGAUGGUCCACUUUCUUGCCCGAUACUUGCACCGAAUCACCCUGCAGAUCAGGGUCAUUUCUGUACUCAUGUAUCUUUGUGCACCAUUGAUAUUCCAUUGAGAGAAAGUAACCGACUAAAACAAUUACAAACGAUUCAUGAUCUACUGGUCGAUUUUGAAAAGUCCGAGAUUUCAUCAGCUAAUGAGGGAGAUGCAUCUGGAUUUACUUACCCCUAAUUUUAUCGUCGCGAGGGUCAAGCUUGACAAAAAUGCGUAUGCAACCAUCUUUAAUCCAUUCAUAUUCUCGCCGUUGGACUACAAAAUUCUCGGGCCUAGAGUGACAAACCUGUAUUUCUUGGUUCAUUUAGAAGACAACUUGGAUCGCAGAGAAGUCGUGCUGACCCCACUUACUCGAGGGGAUCAAGUGGAUGUGAGCGUGUAUCUGUGCGAUGAGGCAUUCAGAAAUGAAGAGGACGCUGAUUUAUACACUACAAUUCUACACGAGGAGUUGCACCUCUUGGUCAAAGAAUUGGAAAAAACUCAUAAAUUAGGAAAAGUAGGAUUUGAAUAAAAUUUAAACUUGAAAAUUUUACAGUUUUCAUCAUUUUAAAUUUAAAAAUUCAUCCCAUAGGAAAAUCAUUUUUUAAAUAAAA
Molecule: messenger RNA, 1595 nt
Organism: Folsomia candida
Lineage: Eukaryota; Metazoa; Arthropoda; Collembola; Entomobryomorpha; Isotomidae
Exons: 5
Coding region: 4-1179 (391 amino acids)
Source: RefSeq, a predicted model, not a curated record